This is a messenger RNA of Cinara cedri, 1009 nucleotides long. Lineage: Eukaryota; Metazoa; Arthropoda; Insecta; Hemiptera; Aphididae. The record is from the annotation of a GenBank genome assembly.
GUUAUGGACGUCCAAUACUGAAGGUGAGAAGGUCAGUCUCAUAAAGUUAUGGGAUGGAAAGGCUGAAGCAAGAUUUAUCAGUGAACAGAUAUUAAAAUUCACUCAAUAUAGAUUCUGUGAUAUUGCGGUGCUGGUAAGAGCUACUUUUCAAACUAGAGUUCUGGAGGAAUAUUUUAUAAAAUAUUCGAUUCCUUAUAACAUAAUAAGUGGCAUGAAAUUUUAUGAGCGUCGAGAAGUAAGAGAUAUAAUUGCAUAUUUAAGGCUGAUAAUAAACAAUAAUGACGACCUUGCUUUUGAACGCAUUAUUAAUCGGCCGAAAAGAAGUAUAGGUGCUAUAACUCUCAAAAAAAUAUACACAGUUGCUCAAAGUCAUACAAUUUCCUUUUUUGAAGCAGCAAAAAUGCUGGUUGAUAGUGAUCAGCUAACACAAAGAAUAAAAUCCUCAUUAAAUGGUUUUUUAGGUAAAAUUGAACUUUGGAGGGAAAUAGUUACGACGAAAGAGCUUUUUGAGUUUGUUGAAAUGAUAGCAGAUCAAUCAGGAUUUAUUGAAAUGCUGGAGAUGGAAGGCAUACUAGGUGUAGCACGAAUGGAGAAUAUAAAAGAGCUUAUCUCAUCUUUAAAAAAUUUCAACAAUAUAACAGCUUUCUUGGAGCACAUAAGCUUAGUGAUGGAGGUAGAUAACAUGAAGAAUGACGAUACUGUAUACGUUAUGACUCUCCAUGCAUCUAAGGGAUUAGAGUUUCCGUGUGUAUUUCUACCAGGUUGGGAAGAGGGAUUAUUUCCCCAUCAGAGGUCGUUUGAAGAUAGAAGUGGUAAAGCUUUAGAAGAGGAGAGAAGACUUGCGUAUGUAGGAAUAACAAGAGCAAAAGAAAAAUUAACUAUUUCAUGUGCGGAUAGAAGAGAAAUUAAUAAUCAAUGGCAACCGAUGCGUACUUCUCGAUUCAUAAGAGAAUUACCAAGGGAUAAUGUUGCAGUGGUCAAGAGUAACAUUGCAUAUUCUCGAAACUAA